AUUUUAGAUGGACCAAUAAAGGAAAAGGCAUGACACUGCAGCACAUCAUGACCAAACCCCGGAGACAAAGUUUACGUGGUGCCAGUUCUGUGUUUUGUACCAACACUUCCUCCACUGUUUCUAUCACAGAAGAGUUUUUCUUAGAUGCUGCAGAAUAUGGCGACAUUCUUCAAGUGCAGCAGUUGCUUGAGGAAGUACCGGAUCUUAACAUCAACUGUGUGAACUACAUCGACCAGAAUGCACUGCAGCUGGCUGUGGCCAACGAGCAUUUGGAGGUGACUGAGCUCCUACUUAAGAAUAGGGAACUUGCUAGAAUAGGAGAUGCUUUGCUGUUAGCCAUCAGUAAAGGUUAUAUCAGCAUAGUGGAGUCCAUAUUGAGCCAUCCUGCCUUUGCAGAUGGCCAGCGGCUGACUAACAGCCUGAGUCAGACAGAGACGCAUGAUGACUUCUUUGCCUGUGAUGAAGAUGGUACACGUUUCUCUCAUGACAUCACUCCAAUUAUUCUUGCUUCCCAGUGCAACCAGUAUGAAAUAGUGCACAUACUCUUAAUAAAGGGGGCCCAUAUAGAACAACCCCAUGACUACUUCUGCCAGUGCAGGUCCUGUAGCGAGCAGCGGGGGCCUGAUUGUUUUAGCCAUUCACAGUCACGCAUCAAUGCAUAUAAAGGAUUGGCCAGUCCAGCUUACCUCUGCCUGUCCAAUGAGGAUCCUGUGAUGGCAGCUCUGGAGCUGAGCAAUGAGCUUGCACUUCUGGCCAACAUCGAAAAGGAGUUUAAGAAUGACUACAAGAAAUUGUCCAUGCAGUGUAAAGACUUUGUAGUGGAACUCCUGGAUUUGUGUCGGAACACAGAAGAGGUGGAAGCUAUCAUUAAGGGUGACACUGAAUUAUUUAGAAAUUCUGAAACCUUCAGCAGACAAAACCUUCUGAGGUUAAAGCUUGCAAUAAAAUAUGAAGUGAAAAAGUUUGUGGCUCAUCCAAACUGCCAGCAACAGCUCCUCUCCAUCUGGUACGAGAACUUGUCUGGGCUACGGCAGCAAACCGCAGCAGUUAAAAUCUUCCUUGUGCUUGGUGUAGCUGCUGGGCUGCCUGUGUUGGCCCUUAUGUAUUGGAUAGCACCGUCAAGUAAGAUGGGGAAACUUAUGCGUGGCCCAUUUCUGAAGUUUGUGGCCCAUGCAGCGUCUUUCAUGCUGUUUCUUUCCCUGUUGGUCCUUAACGCCGCCGACCGGUUCACAGGAACAUCACUGCUGCCCAAUAUGACCAUCCACGAUCAUCCCUCACAGCUGUUCAGAAUGAAGACAACCCCCUUCACCUGCAUGGAGAUUGUCAUCAUAUCCUGGGUCAUAGGGAAAAUCUGCAAGGAAUGCAAAGAUAUUUGGUCACAGGAUUUAUGCGAUUACAUCUCAGAACCCUGGAACCUUCUCGACUUCAGCAUUUUGGCCAUUUUCAUGACCUCUUUCAUUGCCAGAUUAAUGGCUUUCUGGCACACUUAUUCUGCACAGUGUUAUGUUGACAAGCAGCACACUGACCUGUCAAACAUCACGCUGCCUUUCGAGAUACAGUAUUUCCAGUUGGCUCGAAUCGACUGGAUGCCCUCAGACCCGCAGCUUAUUUCGGAGGGCCUUUAUGCCGUGGCAGUUGUGCUGAGUUUCUCUCGGAUUGCGUACAUUCUGCCUGCCAAUGAAAGCUUUGGGCCCCUUCAGAUCUCCCUGGGGAGAACAGUAAAAGAUAUCUUCAAGUUUAUGGUGAUCUUCAUCACAGUUUUUGUGGCUUUCAUGGUGGGGAUGUUCAAUCUGUACUCGUACUACCUUGGAGCCAAACACAACGAUGCCUUCACUACGGUUGAAGAAAGUUUUAAAACAUUAUUUUGGGCUAUCUUUGGCUUGUCAGAGGUGAAAUCUGUGGUCAUUAAUAUUGAUCAUAAAUUCAUUGAGAAUACCGGCUACGUUCUAUAUGGAGUAUACAACAUCAUCAUGGUGAUCGUUUUGCUGAAUAUGCUCAUCGCCAUGUUCAACAGCUCCUUUCAAGAAAUCGAGGGUGAUGCUGAUGUUGAGUGGAAGUUUGCCCGAGCUAAGCUUUGGUUCUCAUACUUUGAGCAAGGUGGCACACUUCCUGUGCCCUUCAACCUCUUACCCAGCCCCAAAUCUGUCUACCCCUUCUUUGUCUGGUUGAAGAAAUUUGCCUGGGAUCGGCCUCAAGGAAAAAGAAAACGGGAAGAAAAUUCAAUUGACGAGGUGGAGGUUGAUAAGUUGAGGCAACAAGAAGAUCUGAAAGCUGAAGGAUCAUCUUGUCCAGCUCAUUACCAAAAGAUAAUGAACCGUCUCAUCAAGAGAUACAUCUUAAAAGCACAGAGAGAUAAUGACCAUCAUGACGUUAAUGAAGGUGAACUGAGCAUGAUCAAACAGGACAUCUCCAUGCUCCGCCGCCAAGUCCUGCAGAGAGGAAACCCUGAUGUGGAGACUCUGUCGGAGCUUGUCAGGAAGCUAGGACAAGUCAGCAGCAGAAAGUGAGAACAGAAAA
Thalassophryne amazonica is the source of this 2517-nucleotide messenger RNA. RefSeq names its product transient receptor potential cation channel, subfamily C, member 6b (gene trpc6b). The transcript is spliced from 11 exons. The record is from RefSeq and is a predicted model, not a curated record. Gene Ontology annotation, biological process: regulation of cytosolic calcium ion concentration; manganese ion transport; calcium ion transmembrane transport. Gene Ontology annotation, molecular function: inositol 1,4,5 trisphosphate binding; protein binding; store-operated calcium channel activity. Bases 30 to 2507 code for a protein of 825 amino acids. NCBI's taxonomy places the organism in Eukaryota, Metazoa, Chordata, Actinopteri, Batrachoidiformes, Batrachoididae. Gene Ontology annotation, cellular component: cation channel complex; membrane.